Messenger RNA from Pseudophryne corroboree (corroboree frog), 704 nucleotides. RefSeq names its product NADH:ubiquinone oxidoreductase subunit A8 (gene NDUFA8). The record is from RefSeq and is a predicted model, not a curated record. NCBI's taxonomy places the organism in Eukaryota, Metazoa, Chordata, Amphibia, Anura, Myobatrachidae. Bases 70 to 588 code for a protein of 172 amino acids. The transcript is spliced from 4 exons. Gene Ontology annotation, biological process: mitochondrial electron transport, NADH to ubiquinone.
AUUGACGUGCCACACAGAAGACAUAUUGCGCCUGCGCAGUAGGCUGACCUUCCCGGGACAGGAGCAGCCAUGCCGGGCACCGUGGAGUUACCCACGGCCGAUGAGCUGUCAGUGCGGGAGAUCAAUGUAAGUUCUGCUGUGCUGAAGGCUGCAGCCCAUCACUACGGGUCCCGAUGUGACAAACCUAAUAAGGAAUUUAUGUUAUGUCGCUGGGAAGAAAAGGACCCCAGAAAGUGUCUGUCCGAAGGCAAAAAGGUGAAUGAAUGUGCCCUGGAGUUUUUCAGGAGUAUUAAAGCUCAUUGCGCAGAUCCUUUUACUAAAUACUGGACAUGUCUUGACUAUAAUAACCUACUAGACCUCCGUCACUGCCGUAAACAGCAACAGGAAUUUGAUAACUGUGUUCUUGACCAGCUUGGCUGGGUGAGACCAGACUUGGGAGAAUUGUCCAAGGUUACAAAAGUGAAAACUGACAGACCUCUCCCAGAAAAUGUCUACCACUCAAGGCCAAGACCAGAGCCGAACCCCCCUAUUGAAGGAGAAUUAAAGCCAUCCAAGUAUGGUAGCAAGCUCUUCUUCUGGAACUGGUAGAGGGUUUGGUGGUUUAUGUGCAAUUCCUAAUAUCCUUUUCUGGUCUUAUGUCCAUAGAUCAGUUUCGUUUUAUCUAUUUGGGAACAAAAUAAAAUGAUGAAAUCCCUUUUCUGUGA